AUGCUCCAUCGACGCGGUGCAGGCGGCCCCAAGCCAAAGGGGUGGACACGUGCCGCCAAGAACGCCUUCCUAAUCCACUUUGGUGUGCGCACAGGCGGUGCUCCAGUGGACGCCACUGCCGACGGCGCCGCCGCUGACCCGCCCGCCGCCGACCCUCCCACCGAGGAGGUCGACGGAGCUGCAGACCCAGCGAUGCAGUCCGAGGCCGCCGCUCCGGCGGCAGAGGCUGACGUCCCGAUGGCGCAAGCGCUGAGCGAUGCCGAGCUUUCAUCAGAUCACGAGCACGAGGAGCAGCCGCUGCUCCAUGAGCAGCGGCUUGCGACAGUCAACCAGGAGCAGGCACGGCUUGAGGCGCUGCGUUGGACCGAGGAAGAGGCGCUAGAAGGAGCCGAGGAGGAGCAUGCGGGCUACAUGGAGGAGACCUCGGCGGGGGGCCAAGCCGGCAGCCAAGGGGUCCGCACGGCGCAAGCCGCCAGCAGCCAAGCCAGCAGCCAAGCCAGUAGCGGCCAUGUCGAAGCGUCAGCGACGGAAGUGAUCUGCUGGGGCUCCGCCCCAGACCCCGAGUUAGGCGCUGUCGGCGGCCAGAGGCCGAGUUACGUCUGCAGGCAAAAGUCGCUCGCUGCCGUCUGA
Molecule: messenger RNA, 630 nt
Organism: Emiliania huxleyi CCMP1516
Lineage: Eukaryota; Haptophyta; Isochrysidales; Noelaerhabdaceae
Exons: 4
Coding region: 1-630 (209 amino acids)
Source: RefSeq, a predicted model, not a curated record